AUGGCCGACUACUGGCAACCCCAGUCGUCCUUUGCGAACCCUAACUGGGUUCAAGGCAACCAGUCUUGCUGGCGCUCCUCGACAUUUCGUGACUUGAUUCAUGCUUUCCCUAAACCCAAGCGGACGGGUCGAGUGAUGAAACCCCGCAGCGCUGGGAAUAGUCCUUCGUCUGCCGGCAGACGGCGCACAGCAACCAUCCCUUACAGUUCGCCCAUGUACCAAGGCUACCAGGCUCCCGUCAACACUGCCUUUGUGGCCUCUGCACUUGCCCGAACUGGCCAAAACCGUCCCACAAGUUGGCAUCCGGCUUUGGAGCCUGUUAGCUAUCCAACUGCCCAGUAUGUGCCAGCUACCACGGCGUUGGAUAACCUUGCCGCCAUUGGCGUGUGCCCUCAGCCACUGCCCACUGCUCCUGCCACCUUCGACAACUCUUCCAUGUUGCCGUCCUACACCCCGGCAGAUAUGCCAUGCUCGGAUCUGGGGUUCCCUCCCCUCCCCGACGCACAGCAUCAGAUGUCGCUUCAACAGUCUACCUUGCUCCAGCUGAACGACUCGCAGGCUGAGCCUGUCUCUUGGGACGCCAAUGCGUCUACCUUGUCAAUGGCAGAACCUAUGUCUGACUGCUACUCCUUCGACAUGUCAUCUAUGCACAACAACAUUCCUCCAGUCUACGUCGCAGGUUCGAGUUACGAGAGUGUACCGUCCUCGGGCUGCUUGACUGGGCCUCCUACGCCCGACUUUCUACCUAUUCAGCGGCCUGACGACGACCUGCAUUCGCAGGUAGAGCCCUUGCCAGAGAAGCAGCAUGAGGACGAGCUUGUUGGAAUGGGUCUUUACAGCAACCCGGAGGCUUCGUUGGGAAACUCGCUCUUAGGGCUUUCUGGCAAGGGACUUAAGUUGGAGGAGACUUUCACCCCGUCUUCCGACAAUGAAGCCGAAGACCAGGAGGAUGAUGAGGAGGACCAGGACGAUGACGACGACGAUGAUGACGAACAAAAUCAGGAGAGCCCCGUCAACAGCAAGGGCACUGACUUAAACCCUAAGCAGUCGGAAGCUGGGACUUUUCAACAACCGAUCAAAGCACCUGGAAACAUGAUGCAAAGAUCCUUUUUCUUUGAUGACGACGACCUCGAGCAGCAUGCCGUGGUCGAUUCCCAGCCAUUCAUUAACAUGGCCAGCCAACCCUGUAUGAAUUAUGGAUAUGGAUGGAUUUGA
This is a messenger RNA of Aspergillus niger, 1215 nucleotides long. RefSeq lists its product as uncharacterized. Bases 1 to 1215 code for a protein of 404 amino acids. The record is from RefSeq and is a predicted model, not a curated record. The transcript has a single exon. NCBI's taxonomy places the organism in Eukaryota, Fungi, Ascomycota, Eurotiomycetes, Eurotiales, Aspergillaceae.